AGUGCAUCAGGAAGUUAGAUAACAAACAUCUUCACUAUCUCAUUCUAUCGAGUGUUUAGGAGCGCAAGGAGACUAUGGGAUACUUUAUACUUGUUGUAUUUUGUGUGCUGUCUUUUGUCCAGCUGUCCUUACAAUGGGCGGAUUGUGGUUCGGGACAGGGAAGUUUGAUACAUGUAUCGAGUCUUGAUGUUCAGUCCGCUAAAGGCAACUUGACAGUACAUUUUGAGGGAUCCAUUGAGUCAGCCUUGCAUGCUCCACCUAAAAUCAAUAUCACUAUAGAGAAGAACUUGAAUGGACCAUGGACAACUGUUCCAUGUAUAAACAAGAUAGGAUCAUGCCUUUACGAUGGAAUGUGUGAUUUUGUCAAAACAUUUUUCAACCAGAACACCUGUCCGAAAAUAUUACGAGGGUCAGGUUGUAGUGGACUCAGUAUAUAUGACCCGAUUCCUUACCAUCUAGAUUCAAUAGUAUCUUUCGAUCUGUCUAAAGCAGCAGAAGGUGUAAAGAGUCGACUAACGGGAACAGCACUGAGAGUUCAGAUGGAGUUGUUACAAGGGAACAAACUCAUCGGCUGUAUAUCGAUGUUUAUCACACUUGAACUACCAUGUACCGGAUUUGGAUUCGGAUGCAAAUAAUCAACAGACAUUUAAUUUCUAAAUUUGUGAAAUUUCAAUAUUUGGAAAUAAACUGUCUCCUUUGAAAUAAUCUUAAUUUCUCAAUUUACAUGUUACCUGUAAAAUAAAUGCGC
Messenger RNA from Mytilus californianus (California mussel), 748 nucleotides. Its product is annotated as ganglioside GM2 activator-like. Gene Ontology annotation, biological process: ganglioside catabolic process; lipid transport. Gene Ontology annotation, molecular function: lipid carrier activity; enzyme activator activity. The record is from RefSeq and is a predicted model, not a curated record. The transcript has 4 exons. Gene Ontology annotation, cellular component: cytoplasmic side of plasma membrane. NCBI's taxonomy places the organism in Eukaryota, Metazoa, Mollusca, Bivalvia, Mytilida, Mytilidae. The coding region runs from base 75 to 635 and encodes 186 amino acids.